Messenger RNA from Rhododendron vialii, 1114 nucleotides. Its product is annotated as bidirectional sugar transporter SWEET4-like. Gene Ontology annotation, biological process: carbohydrate transport. Gene Ontology annotation, cellular component: membrane. The record is from RefSeq and is a predicted model, not a curated record. Gene Ontology annotation, molecular function: sugar transmembrane transporter activity. NCBI's taxonomy places the organism in Eukaryota, Viridiplantae, Streptophyta, Magnoliopsida, Ericales, Ericaceae. The coding region runs from base 357 to 620 and encodes 87 amino acids. The transcript is spliced from 3 exons.
AAAUACAAAAAAAAAUUGAAUAAAGACAAAAAAAUAAAUCAAAGAGCUUAUUUAGCUGAAUGAGCCCUAAGGAUGGAGGCUUAUGAAUGUUAGAUUGUGUGUUUGUCUAUGGUCCUUUUCUUCCUGUUUCUUUAUCAUUACUCAAAAUUUGGCUAACCUUUUGGUUGUGUGUGUAAUUCUUUCAUCUAUUUCAGCACAAUAAUACUUGUCUUUUGAUCUUGGCCGCGGUGGCGGUCCAUGCUGCUAUUGCUUGUGUUGCAGUUCUAGCAAUCGACUCUCAGAGCAUUAGAUCCAUUCUUGUGGCUUUUUUCUCAGUUGUAUUUGGACUGUUACUCUGUGGCUCCCCUCUUACCGUCAUGAAAAAGGUUAUCGAUACCAAAAGCGUGGAAUAUAUGCCCUUCUGGCUCUCUAUGGCCUGGUUCUCUGAUGGUGUUAUCUGGGCGGCCUAUGCUUUGAUCAAGGUUCCCCCCACCAUGAGGAUUGACUGGUACAUCUUGACUGCCAAUGGUCUUGCAGCAAUUUGCGCUGCUGCCCAGCUCGUUCUGUGCGCCAUGUAUUUCGGUUCAACUCCAAAAUCGAAGACCAAUGAUGAUGAUCCGAAGAAGCCAAAAAAAAUGUAAUCGAUCCAAAAGUGGAAUGGGCUGUAAAUGGGCAGAAUGGCAAUGAACAGUCCCGGAAACCCAGUUUGUGGGACAUUAUUAUUUCCAUUGGACUUUCUUGAGGUGGGUGAUUAAUCCCUUUUUAAAUUAAUUUUGCUUAUUCUUUUUUCUUACUAAUAUUCAAUGAGUUAUCAUUUCUUCACCUUUGCUGGAUGUGGGGACUAGCUGGAGCUGGAAAUAUCUAUAAAUUUUUCAAGGCGGCCCCGAGUUGGCUGUGGGGUGAAAGAAGAUGACUUGAUAAGUGAUACCCAGAAAAAAACAGGCCAUGAUUUCCUGAGGUGGCUGUAAAGCAUGACAAAUUACAAGAAAGUUGGUCAUAAUGCUUCUAAAAAUGUGUUUUACAUGAAUAAUUAGACGAACUAUUCUAUCCAUAGAAGUCUACAAGAAUAUUCUUGGAUUGUAAGCAGUAGAAGUACUCUUCGCCUACCGUUCUGGAAUUUAUAGCAUUUGGCAUA